UUUGGUGCUGUUGCAAAGAAUGGAUAUUUUGUUCAAGCAGUUGAGGACGAAAUAUCCUAAUUUACCCCGGGGAAGCAAAGAAGGCAGCAGCUCGACAGCAAAAGAUGGCACAACACCACCCCAGAAAACUCAAUCGUUCAAAGGAGAGAGAAAAAGAAGUCAGAGCUGGUUGCGGAGGCAGUUUUCUGGAUCGAUGAGCAGAGGCAAUGAGUCAACCAACGAAGAGGAGUAUCAUACUGCAGUUGCAGCAGCUGCCUUUGCUGUUAAAUCUCUUGAAGAAUCAAGAACAAGAGAUGAGAGAAGGGGACUUAGCAUUCGAGAUGCAGCCCUUCCUAAGAUCAAGAGCAGCACAGAAGACAAAGCUCCUGUGCCUGACAGUCGCACAAAAUCCACAAAAUUCUCAGGUGAAGUUGCAAUGCCAAACUUGGAUGAUCCUGACAGGAGGGUUCAGAUAAGCACAGAAGCAAGUGAAAAAAUGCCCGAAAAAGCAGUUGUCCCUGUCCCACCAAUCAAGAAGAAGCUGUCCUUUGCGGAUACUCAACCUGAAGCUGCAUUGGCUAGCAGGGAGGCCAUUAAACCCACUAAAAAAGCUUCAAGUUUCGACAGAACAUUCAGUAGACAGCCAGAGAUCAAAGAGCCAAAGCUGGAAGUUCCUGCACCUGUUCUGCCACCAUUUCUACCUGGUGACACCACCAUUAGGCAGAGUCCAAAGAAGCCAGGAAAAGGAGAUACUCGGGCAGAUGUUUGGGAGGAGGACGAAAUGGCUAGGAUAAAUGAAAAGUAUGAGAAGAAGAGGGUCAAAAUUCUCGAGUUGGAGGAGGAGGAGAAGAAGGCGGCAAAACGUCGAUUAGAAAGAACAGAGGCUGAAUUGGACAAAAGAAGAGCGAGAGCAACGCACUACUACCGUAGUGAACUUGAGAGAAUUGAAAGCAUUGCCAGAGGAGCAAGGUCUCAUGCUACAGAAAAUCAAAGAUAUGAAGAGUCCAAGGUGAAAGAAAAAGCAAGCAAGUUCAGAAUGACAGGAAAACUUCCGGCAGCAUUUUGGUGCUUCUAAAGAUUUAGCACUAAAAACUUAACACAGCAACUGAAUAUUCUUUGGACAAAGUUUCUAACGAUUGAUCUAUAUUUCACAUCCUUUUAUUUUCUUAUGAAAUUGUGUGAAUCCUGGGCUUGGAUUCUUAUGUUUACCUGUUCAUCAGUGAGUAUAUUCGUUUUUGGUCAUAUACAAAACUUCAAAGACAUGGAAUUUA
Coffea eugenioides is the source of this 1250-nucleotide messenger RNA. RefSeq lists its product as uncharacterized. Bases 20 to 1054 code for a protein of 344 amino acids. The record is from RefSeq and is a predicted model, not a curated record. NCBI's taxonomy places the organism in Eukaryota, Viridiplantae, Streptophyta, Magnoliopsida, Gentianales, Rubiaceae. The transcript is spliced from 6 exons.